AAAGCCAAGAAGUAGACUCGACCUCUUCUCUUCAAAAAGCUUCCCAUCGCGACAUGGAAGCCGUCGCCAAGUUUGACUUCACCGCCUCAGGCGAGGAUGAACUGAGCUUUCACACUGGAGACAUUCUGAAGAUCUUAAGUAACCAAGAGGAGUGGUUCAAGGCGGAGCUUGGGAGCCAAGAAGGAUAUGUGCCCAAGAAUUUUAUAGAAAUCCAGUUUCCUGAAUGGUUUCAUGAAGGUCUCUCACGACACCAGGCAGAGAACUUACUUAUGGGCAAGGAGGUUGGUUUCUUCAUCAUCCGGGCCAGCCAGAGCUCCCCAGGGGACUUCUCCAUCUCUGUCAGGCAUGAGGAUGAUGUUCAGCACUUCAAGGUCAUGAGAGACAACAAGGGUAAUUACUUCCUGUGGACAGAGAAGUUUCCGUCUCUAAAUAAGCUGGUGGACUACUACAGGACGACUUCCAUCUCCAAACAGAAGCAGAUCUUUCUGAGGGAUAGAACCCGAGAGGAUCAGGGUCACCGGGGCAACAGCCUGGACCGGAGGCCCCAGGGAGGCCCGCACCUCAGUGGGGCUGUGGGAGAAGAAAUCAGGCCUUCGAUGACGCGGAAGCUGUCGGGCCGCCCGGCGCCUCCUCCCUCGCAGUGCCCCCCAGCGCCCCCAGCACAGCAGCAACGCUACCUGCAACACCCUCAUUUCCAUCAGGAACGCCGAGGAGGCAGCCUUGACAUAAACGAUGGGCACUGUGGCAUUGGCAUGGGUGGCGACAUGAACCCGGCCCUCAUGCACCGGAGACACACAGACCCCGUGCAGCUCCAAGUGGCCGGGCGAGUGCGGUGGGCCCGGGCGCUGUACGACUUCGAGGCCCUCGAGGACGACGAGCUGGGGUUUCGCUGUGGAGAGGUGGUCGAGGUCCUGGACAGCUCCAACCCGUCCUGGUGGACCGGCCGCCUGCACAACAGACUGGGCCUCUUCCCUGCCAACUACGUGGCGCCCAUGAUCCGAUGAGGCCCUUCCGGGGGGUCAGAGGCUUUUGUGUGAAGCUGCCUGCAGGAGAGGGGGCAAGGAAGAGAAGCGGGAACUAUCCACGCAUAUGGAUAUAUGUGUGUACGCGCACACGCACGCCUACGCCUCUGUGUACACGCAUUUUCUAAUAGUAAUUUAUUGGCGAUUUCAUUGGUUACUUAGUUGAUAUGAAAGGA
Neomonachus schauinslandi (Hawaiian monk seal) is the source of this 1198-nucleotide messenger RNA. RefSeq names its product GRB2 related adaptor protein 2 (gene GRAP2). The coding region runs from base 54 to 1004 and encodes 316 amino acids. Gene Ontology annotation, molecular function: protein binding. The transcript is spliced from 8 exons. NCBI's taxonomy places the organism in Eukaryota, Metazoa, Chordata, Mammalia, Carnivora, Phocidae. The record is from RefSeq and is a predicted model, not a curated record.